GCCCUGCCGUUUACUGAUGAACCCCCAGCAUCAGUCCUCUGUUGAAGCCAUCAAGUCGACAAACUUCACCUUCAUUUUUUAAAAAGAUGCGCGUCGAAAUCGCUUGUCUGUUGGUCUUGGUGGCAGUCUCCGCUUAUGCCUCAUCUCCUGUCGAACCAAAGAGCGACAAAGACAGAUUUCUAUUCGUCAGCGGCUCGUACUCGUUCACGACGUUCACCGUACUCAAAGCGACCACCACCACCACGUCAACCUAUACAUCCACCACUACCUGCACAACGUCGUCAGCCGCUCUGACCACCUGCACCAUCGGCCGCCGUCGCCGUGGUCUCUUCUACGACGAGGCUGAUGGAGCCCAGGGUCGCGAUCGCCGCGGACUUUUCUACAAUGACGAAGAAGUCGCGAGCCAGGAUGGCAGCUCAUUCCUUCCUGCUGAAAAUAAGUCAAGCGAUCCAGUUGAAGAAGUUGCCAAGACGAGCGCUGAUGAUUCUUCGCUCAUUCCUUUGGAAAUCGAGUCCGGUUACGAUGUGCCAGCGGUAGGACCCAACCGUUUCCUCCUGUCUUUUGGAACGUCGACUGUAACCAGUCUCGUCCUUACCACCUCGACCGUCAGCUUGACGGCCUUCUGCAGUAGCACUAGCGGGUUCUCUCUCUGCGGUACUGCUGGCAAAUAAAUUUCUGUACAUCGUAUUAAUUUCCCGCGUGAAUCGUAUCUUGUUGGCCAAAUGUAUUAGCUAAUUCUGUUGCAGUGGUCGCAGUCGCACACCUGUUUUCGGCACUGUCGGAACUAUUUAUCUGGCUCAUUAUUAUUCUCUUUGAAUAACUUCCAAAAUAAACAUUUAUAAGCAGCAAUUUAUAUAAACUCAA
Daphnia pulicaria is the source of this 864-nucleotide messenger RNA. RefSeq lists its product as uncharacterized. Bases 87 to 671 code for a protein of 194 amino acids. The transcript is spliced from 2 exons. The record is from RefSeq and is a predicted model, not a curated record. Lineage: Eukaryota; Metazoa; Arthropoda; Branchiopoda; Diplostraca; Daphniidae.